ACACCACCUUCGAGCAAUGGGCGUAACUGACAGCGACGGCUUCUUCCACGUCGGCCUGACAGCUGAGUUCCCUAACAUCCCCGAGGGCGAACCAUUACCGGAAGGUUGCAAUGUGUUCCGGGUGUUCAAGGAUACUGGAAGUGCACAAGUCGUGAAAGUGACUCCCGAGAAGCAGGUUGAGGAUGGUGCACCAGAGACGGUCGGAUCAGUAGCAGUACUGGUAUUCCGUUAUAAAAACAAGCUACAUGCAGUGACAGACAAAUGUCCACACUCAGCAUACUCAUUAUCAGCCGGAGGCACACUCGCAGAUAUCGAGGAUUUUGGCAUCGUAUUUGGACACGGCAUCACUUGCUCGAAGCACAACUGGAUGUUUGACCUGAGUACAGGAAAGGGAGACCGAGGGAAUUAUUCAUUGGGCUUAUGGGAUGUCAAGGAGAAGGACGAUGGCGUUUGGGUGAAGCAGCGAUAGAGAUUUGGUUCUGCAUGAAAGGCAUGAGUUACAAUUCAGAAGUAAGAGCAUGGGGCAUGCAAUCGGGAUUUGGGUUUCGGGCGUAUCUGAGGGGAGAAGACAUAGGAUGAUCUCAGAAGACCAUCGAAUUUUAACCAGAGACAGACAGGCAGCAGCAGCUGGAAGGAUCGAUCAAAAGAAUACCAUAUUAUUAAUCCAAGAAAGGGACC
Messenger RNA from Saitoella complicata NRRL Y-17804, 678 nucleotides. RefSeq lists its product as uncharacterized. The record is from RefSeq and is a predicted model, not a curated record. The transcript has 2 exons. NCBI's taxonomy places the organism in Eukaryota, Fungi, Ascomycota, Saitoellomycetes, Saitoellales, Saitoellaceae. Gene Ontology annotation, molecular function: 2 iron, 2 sulfur cluster binding. The coding region runs from base 17 to 469 and encodes 150 amino acids.